AUGGCCAGACUCUACUCCAACUUGCCUUUGUCUGUCCCAAUCACCCUUCCUAACGGGCUCAAGUACGAGCAGCCAACUGGCUUGUUCAUCAACAACGAGUUUGUGCACCCUGCGCAGAAGAAGUCCUUUGCAGUCAUCUCGCCCUCCACUGAGGAAGAGGUUGCCCACGUGUAUGAGGCUUUGGAGGAGGAUGUCGACUCCGCAGUUCAAGCUGCACAGGCUGCGUUCGACGGCGGCUGGUCCGCUGCCGACCCAUCUGUCAGAGCAAAGGCGUUGAACAAAAUCGCCGAUAUCAUCGAGGAAAACGCCGAGCUCUUUGCCUCCAUCGAGGCUUUUGACAACGGUAAGUCUAUCUCCAACGCCAGAGGCGACGUUGCCUUGGCAGUUGGCUGCUUCAGAAGCACCGCGGGAUGGGCUGACAAAAUCACUGGAUCCGUGGUUGAAACCGGCGAGUCGCACUUCAACUUUACCAGAAGAGAACCUUUGGGGGUCUGUGGCCAGAUCAUCCCUUGGAACUUCCCAUUGUUGAUGUUCACCUGGAAGGUGGGCCCUGCUCUUGCCACCAACAACACGAUUGUCUUGAAAACCUCCGAAACUACUCCUUUGUCCGCUUUGUACCUCUGCAAGUUGUUGCAAGAGCAACAAGUUCUCCCUGCUGGUGUCUUGAAUGUGGUGAAUGGCUUCGGUAGAACCACCGGAAACGCCAUCACCGAGCACCCUAUGAUAAAGAAAGUGGCCUUCACUGGGUCUACUGCCACCGGAAAAUUGAUUAUGAAGAAAUGCUCCUCGACUUUGAAGAAGGUUACCUUGGAGUUGGGCGGCAAGUCGCCUCACAUUAUCUUCGAUGACGCCAACAUUGACGUGGCCGUUCAGAAUGUGAUCACUGGUAUUUUCUACAACUCGGGCGAAGUCUGCUGUGCCGGCUCUCGUCUUUACAUCCAAGAGGGAAUCUACGAGGAAUUCGUCAAGAAGUUUGUUGCUGCUGCUGAAGCCGUCAAGGUCGGCAACCCAUUCGACGAGGAGGUUAUGCAAGGUGCCCAGAACUCUCAGAACCAGUUGGACAAGAUCUUGGGCUACAUCAAAUCUGGUAAGGAGGAGGGUGCUACUUUGUUGAGCGGUGGAGAGAGAUCGGAGGGCAAAGGUUUCUUCGUCAAACCAACCAUCUUCGGUGAUGUGACCGAGUCCAUGAAAAUCGUCACCGAGGAGAUUUUCGGCCCUGUGAUUACUGUGCACAAGUUCAAGACCACGGACGAGGUGGUCAAGAUGGCCAACGACAGUGAAUACGGCUUGGCCGCUGGUAUCCAGUCCACCAAUGUCAACACCUGUAUUGAUGUCUCCAGAAGAAUCAGGGCAGGUACCAUUUGGGUCAACACAUACAACGACUUCCACCCUAUGGUUCCUUUCGGCGGUUUUGGAAGCUCUGGUAUCGGCAGGGAGAUGGGUUCUGCUGUGUUGGACAACUACACCCAAGUCAAGGCUGUGAGAAUGGCUCUUCACUAA
This is a messenger RNA of Metschnikowia bicuspidata var. bicuspidata NRRL YB-4993, 1500 nucleotides long. RefSeq names its product aldehyde dehydrogenase (NAD(P)(+)) (gene ALD5). The record is from RefSeq and is a predicted model, not a curated record. Gene Ontology annotation, molecular function: aldehyde dehydrogenase (NAD+) activity. Bases 1 to 1500 code for a protein of 499 amino acids. The transcript has a single exon. Lineage: Eukaryota; Fungi; Ascomycota; Pichiomycetes; Serinales; Metschnikowiaceae.